Messenger RNA from Clonostachys rhizophaga, 939 nucleotides. NCBI's taxonomy places the organism in Eukaryota, Fungi, Ascomycota, Sordariomycetes, Hypocreales, Bionectriaceae. The record is from the annotation of a GenBank genome assembly.
ACCUCCUUACUCCUUAUCUCUGGCGUGUGGGCAACUCUACGCCUUUUAAAUACGCGAGAAAUACCUUCGGAUUCAUAUAACGAAGAUAACGAGAAAUGGGGAUUUGGCCAAGUCAUGCCAGUGGUUCUGCUUGCCGCACCACUCGUGCCAGUGGUCGAAGCAACGAUCCGAACAUGUCUCUACAGAGAUGGUAAAGUAAUAACCAAAGGGUCUGUCAGCCUAGCAAGAGGUAGGUGUCCCAACUGUUCUCGCCCCGGCGCUCUAGACCUCAACAAGAGUCUCUAUAUGAUCAUAACGAGAUUCAAAACAACAAAUGAUCUCAGUGAUCAAGCUCCCCUAUUUGGUAUCCCUAUUGCGCCCCUGGAUCCGCCAACGGAAUCGGAUGCGGAGACCCAAAACGACUCCCUCCUCCUGACAAGUCUGCCAGUAGCACCACUGCAGGAAUUUGAACAUGAAUGUCAGACAGAUCCCGUUAGAGCCGAGAUUAAGAGACUUAUUGAUCGCGACCGGCUUUUAAACCACGAGACCAUGAUCCUGGCGACAAUGCUGCCGCAGACAGGCGGUUUGCUGUUUGCUUCAUGGCUCUUAGUGGCAGGCACCUUUGUCCGUUUUUUUAGGCCUGGAAUUGGAGGAGGUAAUAAGUCUGCCCAUGUUACUUUCUCCCUUAUUGUCAUGCCUUCAAUGUGUAGUGGAUAUAUGUGGAUAUCGCUCUUUUACCUGUCCUUCUGGACCAAUACGAGGGAAGGGCGGCUAAAACGAACAAUUGUCUGGUUUCUCUGCCUAUUUUGGACUCUCACUUACGGUUCGUUGUUUGCGGCUAUCCCUUUGUUUGAUAGAUCAGUUGGAGUAGCCGCUGCGUUCGGACCGUUUGGUCUCGCCAUCCUGGUUGCUCUUGUUUAUACGCCGUUCAGGCUUCGAGGGCUCAGAGGCAUGGGAUAA